AUGGCCGCUCUCUUUGCCAACAGUCUGGCUCUGCAGCCCUCAGCCAACGAAACCGGCCUCAGCAGCUCACUCUUCCUCUACCAGCCCGCCAUGUAUGCCCUAUCGUCGCUCCUGCUCGUGGGCGCCUGUGCCGUCCAGGCCGUCCUCGGCCGUCACGAUGCCGUCCGCGCCCGGAGGGAGGCCGAGAUUGUCAAGCGCUCAGUCGACUCGUUCAUCCAAACCGAGACGCCCAUUGCUUGGAACGCCCUGCUCUGCAAUAUCGGCACCAGUGGCUGUGCUGCUUCCGGCGCCGCCUCGGGCGCAGUCGUUGCGAGUCCCUCCAAGAGCAACCCCGACUACUGGUUCACGUGGAGCAGAGACAGCGCUCUGGUCUUCAGGGGUAUCGUCGAUGCUUUCACCGAAAGCUACGACCCAAAGCUCCAGACCCAGAUCCAGAACUACAUUGCUUCCCAGGCCAAGCUCCAGGGCGUCUCAAACCCCUCGGGCUCCUUCUCCAACGGCGCUGGUCUGGGCGAGCCCAAGUUCAAUGUUGAUCUGACCCAGUUUACCGGAGCAUGGGGACGUCCCCAAAGAGACGGCCCUCCGCUCAGGGCCAUCGCCCUCAUCGGCUAUGCCAGGUGGCUGAUCAACAACGGCUACUCCAGCACCGCCUCGAGCGUUGUUUGGCCUGUCAUCAAGAAUGAUCUCGCCUACACCGCCCAGUACUGGAACCAAACCGGCUUUGAUCUAUGGGAAGAGGUCCAGGGAAGCUCCUUCUUCACCAUUGCCAGCUCUCAUCGCGCGCUGGUUGAGGGUGCUGCUCUUGCGUCGCAGCUUGGCACCACGUGCGCCGCCUGCACCACUGUUGCGCCCCAGGUUCUGUGCUUCCUUCAGCGCUUCUGGUCGUCGUCCGGCUAUGUCGUCUCCAACAUCAACGGCGGAGGUGGCAGAAGUGGCAAGGAUGUCAACUCCAUCAUCACCUCGAUCCACAACUUUGACACAACCGUUGGUUGCGACGUGAACACAUUCCAGCCGUGCAGCGACAAGGCCCUGGCCAACCACAAGGCCGUCACCGACUCUUUCCGGUCCGUCUACGGAGUCAACUCGGGUCUCGCCCAGGGUGUUGCCGUCGCCGUUGGCAGAUAUUCCGAGGACGUCUACUACAAUGGCAACCCUUGGUACUUGGCCACUCUUGCCGCGGCCGAGCAGCUCUAUGAUGCACUCAUCGUGUGGAAGCAGCAGGGCUCCGUUACCAUCACCUCGACCUCGCUGGCUUUCUUCAAGGACCUUGUGCCGUCGGCUGCCGUCGGCACAUACAGCUCCACCACCUCAACAUACACGUCGGUCAUCAAUGCCGUCCAAACAUAUGCCGAUGGCUACAUGAAUGUCGUCGCCAACCGCGCCCAGUCGAACGGGUCCAUGGCCGAGCAGUUUGACCGGUCGAACGGCCAGCCCGUCUCUGCUCGCGAUCUGACCUGGUCGUACUCUGCGUUCUUGACUGCUGCCGCUCGCCGCGCUGGUGUCGUUCCUCCGUCCUGGAGCGCCUCGUCUGGCAACACGGUUCCGGGCUCCUGCUCGGGUCUUUCCGUUGCCGGCUCGUACACCUCGGCCACCUUGACUUCCUUCCCGGCCUCGCAGACUCCCAUCUCGGGCACGCCGACCCAGACGGGCACCACGCCGACGCCUACCGUCUGCGCCUCCGAGGUAAUUGUGACCUUUAACGAACUGGCGACGACCACUUGGGGCCAGAACAUCAAGCUUGUCGGAAAUAUCGCCGCCCUCGGGAACUGGAACACCGCCAGCGCCAUCGAACUCUCGGCGUCCGGGUACACGAGCAGCAACCCGCUGUGGACCGCCUCGGUCGUCCUCCCUGCCGGCCAGACCAUCCAGUACAAGUUCAUCAAGGUGCAGCCGGACGGCUCCGUCGUGUGGGAGUCGGACCCGAACCGCAGCUACACUGUUCCGUCUAACUGCCAGACGACGGCUUCGACGUCUAGCAGCUGGAAGUAG
This is a messenger RNA of Lasiosphaeria miniovina, 1989 nucleotides long. Its product is annotated as Six-hairpin glycosidase-like protein. The transcript is spliced from 5 exons. NCBI's taxonomy places the organism in Eukaryota, Fungi, Ascomycota, Sordariomycetes, Sordariales, Lasiosphaeriaceae. Gene Ontology annotation, molecular function: glucan 1,4-alpha-glucosidase activity; starch binding. Gene Ontology annotation, cellular component: fungal-type vacuole. The coding region runs from base 1 to 1989 and encodes 662 amino acids. The record is from RefSeq and is a predicted model, not a curated record. Gene Ontology annotation, biological process: polysaccharide catabolic process.